AUGAAUGUCAAAGGAUUCAUUGUGUGGAUUCUCAUGUCCACAAUCUUCAUCAGUUGCUACGCGAAAGCGAUGCCGGUGAAGCGACGAAUGGUCCUUCGAUUACCGUUCGUUCACAAUCAGGAGAGCAGUCAGGUAAUGGCCCAGAAUCCGACACGUUUGGAAAGUUCGGCGAUUUCAUAGAUCCCCAUAAAACCACCUAUGCAACACGUGGUCCUGACCUCCUAGUUCUAUAGAUCACUGCCAGCCCAAACUCUAGUCUUCUAACGCAAAAAAUCCUCAAAUAGCAUGACAUUCCUUUAACGUCACCUGAAAAGCAGCGCCGAAAUGUUAGGCGUGACUCCAGAAGAACAAGUCGGGGUAAGCAAUGAGUAAAUGUCAGGUGAAGUGUCUAGUCGGGCGGUUAGUCAUAAAUCAUAGAAGGACCCACAAAAUUUCUUCAACUUUUCUCGUUUCCAGAACACGUUCCAACAGCGAACGUUCCUGCGCAUGCUCAACGGAAACUCGAAGAUCAAGAAGGCCGACUACGUGCUCCCGGAGGACUUUUCCUCCGACGACAACUACGUCUACAUGUUCCGUCAAAUCAUCUGA
This is a messenger RNA of Caenorhabditis sp. 36 PRJEB53466, 588 nucleotides long. Lineage: Eukaryota; Metazoa; Nematoda; Chromadorea; Rhabditida; Rhabditidae. The record is from the annotation of a GenBank genome assembly.